Messenger RNA from Gadus chalcogrammus (walleye pollock), 1809 nucleotides. RefSeq names its product solute carrier family 22 member 13-like. The record is from RefSeq and is a predicted model, not a curated record. Gene Ontology annotation, biological process: transmembrane transport. Gene Ontology annotation, molecular function: transmembrane transporter activity. NCBI's taxonomy places the organism in Eukaryota, Metazoa, Chordata, Actinopteri, Gadiformes, Gadidae. Gene Ontology annotation, cellular component: membrane. The transcript is spliced from 13 exons. Bases 1 to 1809 code for a protein of 602 amino acids.
AUGCAGGAGGAUCUGGAGUAUGGUCUCUACCCGCCGCAGAGAUGGGAAGGCAAGCAUUUGGACGGAGUCCAGGUUUAUGCCAAGGAACAGUACCUGAUGGCUGGUGGCUGGAAUCCAGAUGCCCAGUAUGAUGCCUUCCUCUAUGGACUCUCUGAGGCCAUCAAGGAUGAGAUCGCCACCCGUGAACUACCUUCCACCUUUGAUGACCUCGUUGAGCUUGCCAUCCAAGUGGACAAACGCCUGAAGCAGCGCGCCGGGGAGCGAGAGUUCCGCCCUCCUCCAAGGUCACCCUCCUCGGAAGUCCCUCUCCCGUCCCUGCCAGUGCCAGCUUACCCCAGCGUACAUGCAAUUUUUACUGGACAGAACUUCCCUUACCACUGCAAAACCGACUGGAUAAUUGCCAUUAGCCCUAACUUAACAUAUGAAAAGCAACUCAACCUUACCAUCCCCACUAGAGAAGAUGGGGAGUAUGACAGCUGCAAGAUGUUCACACCUGUGGAUUUGGAUUUGGAAACGAUUGAAGCAUACGGGAUUAAUAGUACCACAAACUGCAUUGAAGGAUGGGUUUACAAAAGGCCUGAAAGCACUUCCAGUUAUAUGACAGAGUUUAAUCUAGUUUGUGACGACAGCGGUUUAAAUGAGGCAACCCAGUCCAUUUACAUUGUGGGACUUCUGCUUGGAGGGCUGGUAUUUGGAGCAAUGGCUGACAGGUUUGGCCGCCGGUAUGUUGCCCUGCUCAGUUUGUUUCUCCAGCUCUUGUUUGGUGUUGCCUCGGCUUUCUCACCACACAUCUAUGUUUACAUUGCGCUUCGAUUUGUCGUUGGUGCCGCAGUUUCUGGCGUUUGGAUUAAUUCAUAUGUCAUAGGGGUGGAGUGGACCUGUACCUCAAAACGGGGUUUUGUCAGUAUCUCUUCACUUACCUUUUUUUCUGUUGGACUGAUGAUGAUGUCAGGCGUUGCCUAUUUUGUCCGUGAUUGGAGGAAUCUACACCUGGUGUUCUCAAGCCCUCUGAUCCUGUUACUUCUAGCCGGAUACUGGCUCAUGCCUGAAUCAGCCCGCUGGCUUUUGACCCAGGGCAGGGUGAAGGAGGCGCAAAAGGAGGUCCUGAGGGCAGCCAGGGUGAACGGAAGAACCAUCUCUGAGGCCAUGCUCAGCCAGGAAUCACAUCCAAAUCAAAAGGGCAUGUUGGACAUUUUCAGGGAGCCAUAUUUAAGAAAACGUGUUCUCGUCAUGAGUUUUAUGUGGUUUGGAGUGAAUAUGGUGUACUAUGGAUUCAGCCUAAAUGUUGGCAGUUUUGGCGUGGAUAUCUACCUCACUCAGUUCAUCUUUGGCCUUGUAGACAUUCCUGCAUGCAUCGGCAGUGCUGUACUCAUUGAGCAUUUUGGGAGGAGAAAAUGUCAAGCCGUGUCUAUGUUUUUUACUGGCAGUGCUUGCAUUUUGAUGCUGGCGAUUCCAAAUGACUUUAUUGCGGCUACGACAGUCGUCGCUUCACUUGGGAAGUUUGGAUCCAAUGCUGCCUAUUCCGUCAUCUAUGUUUACACUGCAGAAAUAUACCCGACUACUGUAAGGCAGAGUGGGCUUGGUAUAAAUUCCAUGUGUGGUCGUAUCGGGGCCAUCCUAGCUCCUCUCAUCAGACUACUACAGGUCUACCACCCUGCCAUCCCUAUGGUGUUGUAUGGCACCAUUCCCUUAAUAGGCGGGUUGCUCUGCUUUCUGCUGCCCGAGACCCUCAAUGUGGAACUCCAGGACCACACAGAACAGAGCAGGCUGCAUAGGCCCUUCUCGGCCAAACCCCAGAGUCAGCCCUAA